Cuscuta campestris is the source of this 1750-nucleotide messenger RNA. The record is from the annotation of a GenBank genome assembly. NCBI's taxonomy places the organism in Eukaryota, Viridiplantae, Streptophyta, Magnoliopsida, Solanales, Convolvulaceae.
AUGCAAAGUUUGACCUAGUUUUUAAUGGAUUUAUCUAGAUUUUGGAAGUCUAAUGAAAGUCUGCAUCACAAUCACCUUCAUCAUCGAAGGAGGCCAAAGAGCAGCGAGUGUUGAGAUAAUCUGAAAUCAUUCGUCAGAAUCUGUAAAAGGAAAGAAUAUAUCUUUUAGUAUAUAUUUUCGUAUAGUAGUUUCCUUGUAUUAGUAGUUUACUUGUAUAGGGAUUUCCUUGAUUUCCUUUCCUUGUUUGAAAGCAAGGAGACAGGUGCGUCUGUGUUUGCUGUGAAAAACAAGAUGGAGGCCAAGGAGCAUAUGUGCUCUCAUUGUGGCAAAGGAGGACAUGAUGUUGAGGGAUGCUACAAGCUCAUCGGAUACCCGGAAGGGUGGAUAUUUCGAGACCAGGCUGGAAGAGGAAGAGGGAACAACCGUGGGAGAGGAAAUUUCCGCGGUUCAGGAAGAGGAGCGGGACGGUCGACCGUGGGUGCUGGACGGUCGACCGUCACGGGCGGUCGAAGUGAAGUGCAUGCAGUUCAGGGCGAAGGGCCGUCUCCAUUGCCCAAUUUUGAGGAUCUGACGUCUGAACAGUGGAAUGCUGCUCGUCAUGCUCUUUCACUUUCUCCCGUCGAUAAUUCUCAAAAACUUUCAGGUGAAACACCCAGAGAGGAUGCAUCAAGGAGCAACUUAGCCAUCGAUUACUUUGAAGAUGCUGAGGAAUUAUUCACGGAAGAUCAUAUGGACCGUUCCUGGAGGAAUGGUCGCCCGCCGGGCAACGGAGAUGCAGAAGGGCUAGAGACGGUCGACCUAGUGGACCGUGCCGAGAACCACGGUCGACCGUCGGAAGGGCAGAAUGACGGAUCCUCAGGAGAAGAUUCAACGGUCGACCGUGUCAUGGAGGACGGUCGACCGUUCCUGAGGCAGAAACCUGAUGAACCAGCAAUGCCACAGACGGUCGACCCCGUGGACCGUUCCACGGAUGGCGGUCGACCGCCCCCGAGGCAGAAACCUGAUGAACCAGCGAUGUUACAGACGGUCGACCCCGUGGACCGUUUCAUGAAUGGCGGUCGACCGUCCCCUUCCCAGCAACAAGUAGAGACAUUGGGGCGUAGUCAGAGGGAAAGACGCCCAAAUGUGAGACUUGCGGACUAUGUUACACAUGUCACUGGACCACAUAGCGGAGAAAGAUGCAGAUAUCCACUUUCCUCGUAUGUCACCUUCAGAGCAGGAGUUCACAAAGUUUUCAGGUCGCUAUCUUCGUCACUGUUGCCAAUCUCGGCGGUGUCGAAGCCGCUGUGGUCUCUCACAGACGACGAGGUGGAGAAGCGAGAUUGGAAUCGAAGUAAAUCAAAACUCGGCCAAGACAACGACAACACCAUCUGUUCCUCGUCGUUCGAUGGUUUGUUCAAGCGAAAUCGCGGCGGUCAUCCAAAAGGGUUCGGUGACAUCGAUUGGGUCACUGGCGACGACGACGGUGUUGCCGCUGCACAAAUCCAAGGAGAAGAUAAAGCCUGGUUGCGUCGUGAAAUGUGGAUUAGUCGGAAAAGAGGAGAAGUCUGCAAUGGGAUGUUGGUCGGAUUUGGAGCAUAGAUUUGUAGGCAUGAAAAUCCAUCAAAAUCUAGAUUUUGAAAAAUCUUUAAAAAUCUAUCAACUUUUGAAUACCAUCAUAUUUAGAAGGAUUUGUAAAAAUCUGAAUUGAAUACACUCAAAUUCUAAAUGACUUUUUUAAAUUUGAAUUGAAUAUAUCUACAGACUUUUG